Molecule: messenger RNA, 345 nt
Organism: Ustilaginoidea virens
Lineage: Eukaryota; Fungi; Ascomycota; Sordariomycetes; Hypocreales; Clavicipitaceae
Exons: 4
Coding region: 1-345 (114 amino acids)
Source: RefSeq, a predicted model, not a curated record
AUGAAGUUCCUGACUAUCCUUGCUGCCGCCUUUAUGGCUGUCGUCCAGGCCAUGCCUGUCGAUAUCGAGGAUGAUGGCGCCGCGUUCCUCGAAGCGAGGGCCGGCCACCGUGCCUCCAGCCCCUCCCGCACCUCGGGCAAGGGAUUGAACUUCAGCGGUGGCAGUGGCGGCACCACCAACAGAUUGUUUGGUCCCAAAGGCGAAAGAGAGUUUAAUAGAGGCAACUUGAAGCAGUAUCAACUUCAAAAGUGCAUCAACAAAAACAUCCUCAAGUGCGAGGAUGAUGAACUGCCAUCAGGCUUAGGCUGGUUCUUUUAUAUUUACCACCAGCGGCCUGGCAGUUGA